Crotalus tigris (Tiger rattlesnake) is the source of this 1646-nucleotide messenger RNA. It is a transcript of the gene TMEM106C, whose product is annotated as transmembrane protein 106C. The record is from RefSeq and is a predicted model, not a curated record. The transcript has 8 exons. The coding region runs from base 173 to 928 and encodes 251 amino acids. Lineage: Eukaryota; Metazoa; Chordata; Lepidosauria; Squamata; Viperidae.
CGUCGGUCCUGCUGCUUUGAGAAAGGUGCGCGCGGGGAGGGGGCGGGGGAAAAGGUUCCGCACGGUGACGCAAUAAGGUGCCGUAGCCACAACAUCUAAAGGGCGCGUUCCGCAGUGAGAGUUUGGCACGACGACUGCAGUUCAUGUGGGAUUACCCUUGACAUUAAUUGCAAUGGGAUCUUUCCACUCAGUGGACACGAGUAACUAUUGCUCCAGGAAGCAGAAAGAGAAUGAUGAGGAUUUGUUGACCAAUAAAGAUCGAGAAGACGAUAUUGCCAAGUUUCCGUAUGUGGAAUUCACUGGGCGGGACAGCAUCACCUGCCCCUCCUGCCAAGGCACUGGCUGCAUUCCCACAGAGCAAGCUAACGAACUGGUUGCUUUGAUUCCAUAUCAUGAUCAAAGAUUAAAACCUCAAAGAACGAAACUCUACGUCUCUGUGUCAGUGCUGCUCUGUCUUCUGGCAUCAGGGCUGGUGGUCUUCUUUCUCUUUCCACAUUCAGUGCUUGUGGAUGACAAUGGCAUCAAGGUGGUUACAGUCUGGUUUGAUGAAAAAAACUCCCUAGUCAUUCUUUCCAUCACGGCCACCCUUCGGAUCCAGAAUUCCAAUUUCUAUUCGGUAGCUGUGACCAACUUGUCCAGUCAGGUGCAAUACAUGAACACUGUGGUUGGGACCCAACAAAUCAACAAUGUUACUCGUAUCCAGCCACUGAGUGAUCAGCUGGUGAAUUUCACCAUGAAAGCUGAAAUGGGUGGACCUUAUGUAUAUUUCUUCUGCACAUUACCAAAGAUCCGAGUGCACAAUAUUGUGAUUUUCAUGAGAACCUCAGUGAAAAUCUCCUACAUUGGCCACAUAUCUCAAAGUUCCUUGGAGACCUACAAUUACGUUGACUGUGGCGCCAACUUCACAGCGGCCCAUUCUGGCCCUUAACCCCCAAUUUUGGAAGAUGAAGCUUAAGAGAAGGGCAGCUACAUAUCCUGAUGAUCCUAACCAACUGGCUUCCAUUACUGUGUAACUUAUGGUGGAAUUUUGUGUCUUGUUUUGAGGAGAAAGAAGAGGCUGUUUUAGCCCUUGGCAAAAUGAAAAGGCUGGGCAUGUAGCCUUCCUUCCACAAUUUUGCAUGGACAGCUGGGCUGUGCCUUGAUGCUGAUUUGAAGAGGAUUUGUUUAAUCCCAGUCCCCACAUUCUCUUCAGAUGCUAGUUUGUGCUUUUCUUGUUAUUUCUCAUGGACUGACUUUGCUUCCUAAUAAGAUUUGUCAUGUUUGCAGGUUUUUCCAUUAAAAUUUAAGAAGGGACGAGUUUCUGAAAACAUUUGGCUGGACUACUAACCGUGAAACCUAUUUCAACAAUGACCUUCUGACAUAGUUACUGCCAGUAAGGGAGCUAUUGUCCAAUUGUACAAAGGGAAAUAAUCUUGAAUACGGUUCCUGUGUACUCUUUAAAACUUCUGUCUUGCUUAUUGUCAGAGAAAGCAAGAAUAUGUAUCCACUGAAACAUCUGAAUGUAGCAAGUUGCACUCUUUAUAUGUGAGAUUUCUAUAAAUAUAUUGUCUUUUCAUUGAUAUAACUUCUAAAAACUACUUUCAUAGUUCUGUGCACAGUGUUCUAGAGAGCACAUGACUGAAUUAAGAAUUCUCACAUUUGCUGAA